Messenger RNA from Dictyostelium purpureum, 1425 nucleotides. RefSeq lists its product as uncharacterized. Gene Ontology annotation, cellular component: glucosidase II complex. Gene Ontology annotation, molecular function: protein binding. NCBI's taxonomy places the organism in Eukaryota, Evosea, Eumycetozoa, Dictyosteliales, Dictyosteliaceae. Gene Ontology annotation, biological process: N-glycan processing. Bases 1 to 1425 code for a protein of 474 amino acids. The record is from RefSeq and is a predicted model, not a curated record. The transcript is spliced from 5 exons.
AUGAGAGUGAUAUUAUAUUUAUGUAUUAUCAUUUUUACUUUUUCAUAUAGUGUAAAAUCGAUCACACCUCAAUAUGGUGUUGCUCCAGAAGAAUUGGAAUUUUAUAAAGAAAAUAAAGUUUUUAAUUGUUUAAGAUCAAAUAAAGAAAUUCCAUUUUCUCAAGUUAAUGAUGAUUAUUGUGAUUGUCCAGAUGGUACUGAUGAACCAGGUACUGCAGCAUGUUCAAAUGGUCAUUUUUGGUGCACAAACAAAGGUCAUAAAGGAGCAUAUAUUCCAUCAUCCUAUGUAAAUGAUGGUGUUUGUGAUUGUUGUGAUGGAUCAGAUGAAUAUAAAUCAUCAAUUAAAUGUGAAAAUAAAUGUAAUGAGUUAGGUGAAGCAACAAGAAAGAAACAUAAUGAAGAAGUUGAAAGAUAUACAAAUGGUUUAAAGAAGAAAAAAGAAAUGGAAGAAGAAGGCUCAAGAAUUAUUAAGGAGAAAUUUGUAACUUUAGAAACAUUAAAAAAAGAAAUUGAUCCAAUUAAAUCUGAAAUUAAAGAAUUGGAGGUUUUAGUUGAAAGAAAGAGAUCAGAAAAAGAUGAUGAGGAAAAAAGAUUAAAAGAUGCAAAAGAUGCAGAAAAACAAAAAGAUACUCAAAAAGAAGAAGCAACCCCAACCCCAACUAAUACUGAAGAAACUGUUGAAGGUGAAGCCAAAGUUGGCAAUGAUGAUAGCAAUAAUAAUAAUAACGACAACGAUGAAGAUUUAAAACCAACUGUUGAAGAAAAAUUAACCUCUGAACUUUUAGAAACUGUUUCAAAAGGUAAAGAUAAUGAAAACAAUAACAAUCACAACAAUAAUAAUAACAACAAUAACAACAUAAACACCAUCAGAAAAGACAAUGAUAAUUCAGAAAAUAAAUCUAUAUUGGAUUCUUUUUAUAAACUUAUUGUUCCAUUUUUACCAAAUAGUUUUGUUUCAUUUAAAGAUAUGGGUAAUCUUGAAGGAUUAGAAAAUGAAUUAUCAAAUAAAAAGAGUAGUUUAAAACAAAAACAAGAUGAAAUUGAAAAGAUUGAAAAAGUUUUAGGUUAUGAUACAGGUGUCAAUAAUGUUUUCCUUCCAUUAAAUGGUAAAUGCUUUGAUUUCAAAACCAAAGAAUAUACCUACACUGUAUGUCCAUUCGACAAAGCUUCACAAGGUCACACAAGCUUAGGUAAAUUCGAAAGUUGGAAAGAUGGUCAUAAUCAAAUGGUAUUUGAAAAUGGUCAACAAUGUUGGGGUGGUCCAAAACGUUCAAUUAAAGUAUUCAUGGAAUGUGGCUCUGAAAAUGAAUUAUACGAUGUCAACGAACCUGGUAAAUGUGAAUAUACCAUCAAAUUUAGAACUCCAGCAAUGUGCACUGAAGAGCAUUUAAAAGUACUUAAACUUGAAUCAGACCAUGGUUUAUAA